GUAAAUUAAAGAGACCUUGAUGAGGGGUCUGAAAUAAUUCUCAUCUAGGACAUGGGUUGACCUGACCGGAAGGACCGUUUGGUACUCUCUUAUGGAAACAGGGGUCGGGUGCUGGAAACAAGAUGGUCAGUGGUUGUCAUCCCCGAUCUAUACCAACGGUUCGGAAAUGUCAGUAGAUGUAAAGGAUGGGGUAUCGGUCGUCCUCCCAGAAGAUGGGGCGUGGACAGAUCUUGAGCCAGCAUAUCAAACCGUAAUGCUGGAAGGGGAGGACGCGUUCCUUUGGAUAGAAACGGUGUGGACUGAAGUGAGCUUGACGAGGUUGUCGCCAAGCUUAAUGGAUUUGAAGUUUCGAGGGACGGUGGAAGCUCGGGGGUGGGUCUACUUGUCGCAAGAGGAUGAGAACGCUAUGGUCAUAAAUCUGGUGUUAGGAAAUACGCCAGAUGAGUUGUUUAGGAAGGCAGAAAGGAAGGUUGUAUGGGUUGCAUGUCAGCAGGCGGAAAUGAAAAUGGAAAGGGUAGAUGUGCGAGUGAAACUUGGGGAUAGAGGAAACAUGAGGCGGCCCGUCAGGACCAUGCGAUGUGUGUUGCCUCCCUUUCUGGUGGAUGCGGUCUUCGGAACCCGGAGCAGGCUAGUACAGAUAUGCCGGUCCAUGACGACCCUCAGACUAUACCAAUGCGCCAGGCAUGACUUCUUCCGGUUAUCGGUAGAAAUGAGACCGUUUGAAGGGAAUUGGGCGGAGGAGCUGGUCGAGAUGCUAAGCUGUCUCAGCAUAGAAAAUGUCUUUGUCCCUAGCUCUGUACAUUGGGAGAUAGUCUACAGGAACGUGGCAGUAGGGAAGACAUUCUUGGAAGGAGUGAAUGAACUGUUCUAUAACGAGGAGGACGACUUCAGUGAUGAGGACGAAGGAGGUGAAAUAGAGGAUUGGGACUUCUAAGGCGGGGGACUUACUUAAUGAAAUCGAGUGGCCUGA
Messenger RNA from Chara braunii, 970 nucleotides. Lineage: Eukaryota; Viridiplantae; Streptophyta; Charophyceae; Charales; Characeae. The record is from the annotation of a GenBank genome assembly.